Messenger RNA from Drosophila willistoni, 694 nucleotides. RefSeq lists its product as uncharacterized. NCBI's taxonomy places the organism in Eukaryota, Metazoa, Arthropoda, Insecta, Diptera, Drosophilidae. The transcript is spliced from 2 exons. The record is from RefSeq and is a predicted model, not a curated record. Bases 69 to 605 code for a protein of 178 amino acids.
CUUAUCAGUCACGGGUUUUGGGGUUGAUAAGAGAUCCCAUUGCUCAACACGCCGUUAUAGCACACACAAUGCCUCCCAGUCAGUCGCGGAAAAAAUUUGACAUUCAACUAUGUUUUCUACUAGUUUUACUAAAUUUUCAACCAGGGACGGGAGCUCUGCGCUGCCGAGUGCCUUACGAAAAGGUUCAGGAAAACUAUUGCUAUUUCAUUGUCGAUGAUGAUCCACUGCACACAUCAUUCCACAAUUUUUGCUAUCAGGAUAAGCGCACCUCUCGUGUUUGUUUGGAGAGCCAGGAGGAGAUGAUCGUUUUGGCAAACUAUUUGCAUUACAUUGGCUUCCAAAAUGGUACAAAAUUCUGGAGCGCCGGUCAUCGUUGGCCCGGUGAUAUGCGCUUUUAUUGGAACUACUUUGGACGUGCUCGUGAGCUUAAUUACACCAAUUGGGCAGAAAAUGAACCAUCGCCACGUAUGGGCAAAAAUUGUAUAAUUCUGACUCUUCAAGGCGGAGAACUCAUAAUGAGCAGUGAAUCGUGUUACACCAAAGCUGUGGAUAUUUGCGAACAAACGUUGUUCGGUAGUGACGAAGCAAGAACUGUUAUCCACUGAAACCAUGUGAUAAAAAGUUAUACAUACAUAUAAAAGUCAGAUAGUGAUAUCUAUAUUGGUCAAUAUAUUUUAAAUCUUUAAAUGCUGAA